Cyprinodon variegatus (sheepshead minnow) is the source of this 501-nucleotide messenger RNA. Its product is annotated as desmoglein-3-like. The transcript has 3 exons. The record is from RefSeq and is a predicted model, not a curated record. The coding region runs from base 61 to 450 and encodes 129 amino acids. Lineage: Eukaryota; Metazoa; Chordata; Actinopteri; Cyprinodontiformes; Cyprinodontidae.
ACAGAGACUGCAGCUAUUUUGAGGGUGGAGGAGGAGCUUUGGCCUGGUGUCUAUAAACUGAUGGUGGAGGUGAAAGACCAGCAGGGAAAGUCUUGUGAAACCCCACAAAAGUUGAAUGUCCAUGUCUGUGUCUGCGAGGAUGGAGAUGUCUGUGCAAACCGAGCCUACAUGGGUGGGACUGAGAAGCUGUCGGAGCUUGGAGCUGCAGCCAUCGGCCUGCUUUUUCUGGGACUGCUGCUUUUACUGCUCAUUCCUUUGUUGAUGAUCCUCUGCCAAUGUGGAAGUGCUGCAAAAUAUAAGAACCUCUUUACUGAUGUGACUUAUUCUACAAAAUCUCAUCUCAUUCACUACCACACUGAAGCCCCCGGAGACAAUGUGGCUGUGGACUUCGAGGAUGUAAAAAACCCUGAACCUAGGGCUAGAGGUGCGCAACAAGGCCCCCAUGUUUGACGGAUCUAUUCCCAAUGGUGGAGCUAGUAUUGUUUUUGGAGGAGGUCCCAG